AUGAACGUCCUCAAGCUGCAGAAGCGAUUCCCGCAGCUGGACCAGGGCGAAAUCUUUGCCCUUCAAGACGCAUUCCACAAGCUGGACGUCGAUGACCGUGGUUACCUGGACGAAGCUUCUGUGAUCAAAGCAACCCAACAGUCAGAGCGACAGCCGUACGAUGUGGUGCGCCAGACCCUCAAGGGUGUGGAGCUCGAUAGCUCGCGCCGGGUUGAGGUUGAGGACUAUAUCGACCUUGUGUCAAGAUUGCGCUCGGGGCCAGCCCCCGGCGCCCCCGGCGCAUCGAGCCCCGCGGCUGUGAUUCAAGGCGCGGGAGCUGGCGCGGGCGCCGGCUCAGGCGGAUCCCGCCAUGUUUCCAAGGGCAGCGUCGGCGGCCGCAUCCACGUCCAGGGCUCUUCGGCCAACGUCACCCACACCAUCAACGAGGAUGAACGAACGGAGUUCACGAGACACAUCAAUGCUGUUCUAGCAGGCGACCCGGAUGUGGGCCACCUACUACCCUUCCCGACCGACACAUUCGAGAUGUUCGACAAGUGCAAGGAUGGCCUGGUCCUAGCGAAGCUGAUCAAUGACAGCGUGCCCGAUACCAUCGACGAGCGUGUCCUCAACAAGGCCGGGAAGAAGAUCAAGGAACUGAAUGCCUUCCACAUGACCGAGAACAACAACAUCGUCAUCAAUUCUGCCAAGGGUAUUGGGUGCUCCGUUGUCAACAUCGGAAGCGGAGAUAUCAUCGAAGUCCGAGAGCAUCUCAUUCUCGGUCUAAUUUGGCAAAUCAUCCGCCGGGGCCUGUUGGGUAAGAUCGACAUUAAGCUCCACCCGGAACUGUACCGCCUCCUCGAAGAUGACGAGACUCUGGAGCAGUUUCUGCGAUUGCCGCCAGAGCAGAUUCUGCUCCGUUGGUUCAACUACCACCUGAAGAAUGCCAAGUGGGAACGACGGGUAACCAACUUCUCGACUGAUGUGAAGGACGGUGAAAACUACACGGUUCUGCUGAACCAGCUGGCCCCGGAUGUGUGCUCCCGUAGCCCUCUGCAGACUCGGGAUCUGCUUCAGCGUGCAGAGGAAGUUCUCACCAAUGCAGAGAAGUUGGACUGCCGGAAAUUCCUGACCCCCACCUCCCUCGUUGCUGGAAACCCUAAGCUGAAUCUCGCAUUUGUCGCCAAUCUGUUCAACACCCACCCUGGUCUGGACCCCAUCACCGAGGAGGAGAAACUGGAGGUGGAGGACUUUGAUGCCGAAGGUGAGCGUGAGGCUCGUGUCUUCACCCUUUGGCUGAAUUCUCUGGAUGUGCAACCGGCUGUCAACUCCCUGUUUGAUGACUUGCGCGAUGGUUUCAUCUUACUGCAGGCCUACGACAAAGUCAUUCCAGGCAGCGUCAACUGGAGACAUGUGAACAAGCCUCCGGCGUCGGGUGGCGAAUUGAUGCGAUUCAAGGCGGUGGAGAACACUAAUUAUACUAUCGAGCUGGGGAAGCAUCACGGCUUCUCGUUGGUUGGUGUUCAAGGGGCUGAUAUCACCGAUGGCCAGCGGACUCUGACUCUGGGGCUGGUGUGGCAGUUGAUGCGUCGCGAUAUUACUCGAACCUUGUCUGCGCUGGCUCAGCGUCUGGGCAAGCGAGAAAUUACCGAUGCGGAAAUGAUUCGCUGGGCAAACGAUAUGUCCAAGAGUGGCGGUCGGUCGUCUACGAUCCGCAGCUUCAAGGACCAAUCCAUCGGCUCUGGCCUGUUCCUCCUAGACGUCCUGAAUGGCAUGAAGAGCAGCUAUGUGGAUUAUGAUCUGGUGACGCCCGGCCGAACCGAUGAAGAAGCCUAUGCCAAUGCCAAGCUUAGCAUCAGCAUUGCGAGAAAGAUGGGGGCCACCAUCUGGCUGGUGCCGGAGGAUAUUUGUCAAGUGCGGUCUCGCCUUGUGACCACCUUUAUUGGUUCACUCAUGGCCACGCACGAGAAGAUGUGA
Molecule: messenger RNA, 1953 nt
Organism: Penicillium macrosclerotiorum
Lineage: Eukaryota; Fungi; Ascomycota; Eurotiomycetes; Eurotiales; Aspergillaceae
Gene: sac6
Product: fimbrin
Exons: 5
Coding region: 1-1953 (650 amino acids)
Biological process (GO): actin filament network formation; actin filament bundle assembly
Cellular component (GO): actin filament bundle; cytoplasm; actin filament
Molecular function (GO): actin filament binding
Source: RefSeq, a predicted model, not a curated record